GUCGAAACUACACCGCAGGGAAGUCUUGUCGCGACAUAUUUAAGAGACAUAGCUCAAGCCGGAAUGGCAUCUACAAGAUCAAUAUCGGUAACAACACGUGGAAAACAAGAUGUAGAGGCUUUUCUAAAUGUGGGGAUGGAGUAUGGGAACUGGUAAUGAAAGUUAGCAAUGGGAAGAAUCUUUCCUACUAUGACUCACCUGUCUGGACCACUCAAGCUCGAUAUGGAUCAGUAGAGGAGGAAGGUGACCUAAAACUUCCUGGAUAUUGGCUCAGAAAUUUCACCAGAAUAUGUGUCGCCAUGACCUUUGGGGCAAACGCCUCAACCAAAUAUUCAACUAUGGUGGUAAACUACACUGCGCAGUCUCUUUACUCUGUAAUGAAUGAGAGUUUUACGAAGACAUGGCCAGUGAGUGCGUCCACCAUCACGACUCCACCAGGUAUCAACAAAAAUUGUUUGGUAAGAGGCCUCAACAUGCAAAGGUCCUCCCCAUGGGUGAUCGAGACACGUAUUGGAAUUCAGUCCACUAAGCGACCUUCUACGUGCCCAGAAUUGCCAUAUUUGGUGCGUGGUGUUGGUAUCGGCUUGAGUAAACGACCUAAAACGAGUUGUGGUGAUAUCAUCAUUAGUAGUAACAAUAAUUCACCACCACGAUAUUCUACACAAAUUUUUCCAGCUAUUUGCAAAAUCUACAUUCAGUAACUGUAACAGCUAAAGGUAGAGCAAAAGAUGAGCGGUGAAGUUUAGUAUGUAUUGCUGCAACGUUAGAAAGUAUUGAUGGUUUUCUCAUACUAGGUAGCUGUAACAAUUGAGAAUUAUCUAGGGUGUUUCAGGUACAUAAAGUUUGUGGAAAAAUUUUUUGAUGUCAAAACGAAUGUAACACGGUGAAAACAGCUGAUCAAAAGGUCACUUUUUGUUAGUUAAUUGUAAUAAAACUAUAUGUUAAAUAUA
Molecule: messenger RNA, 950 nt
Organism: Pocillopora damicornis (cauliflower coral)
Lineage: Eukaryota; Metazoa; Cnidaria; Anthozoa; Scleractinia; Pocilloporidae
Source: RefSeq, a predicted model, not a curated record